This is a messenger RNA of Puntigrus tetrazona (Sumatra barb), 2174 nucleotides long. It is a transcript of the gene ttll9, whose product is annotated as tubulin tyrosine ligase-like family, member 9. The record is from RefSeq and is a predicted model, not a curated record. NCBI's taxonomy places the organism in Eukaryota, Metazoa, Chordata, Actinopteri, Cypriniformes, Cyprinidae. Gene Ontology annotation, cellular component: cilium. Gene Ontology annotation, molecular function: tubulin-glutamic acid ligase activity; tubulin binding. The transcript is spliced from 13 exons. Gene Ontology annotation, biological process: microtubule cytoskeleton organization; protein polyglutamylation. Bases 59 to 1459 code for a protein of 466 amino acids.
UGAGCGAUGUCGGACGCGCUGCUGGUGCUCCGCUGUUAGCAGGUGCUUAGUCUCGGAAAUGUCUAAGAAUAAGCAGACAGCUGGACACAAAGGGGCCUACACUUCACAGAAGAAGAAGGAAGGUGAGCCAAGGACCUGCAUACGGUACAGAUGUGGCCUGACCAACACUAUACAGGACGUCCUAAACCAGAGGCCGGGCUGGGUAGAGAUGAAAGACGACGGCGAUUGGGACUUUAACUGGUGUGAUGUUGGGUGGCUAAGAGAGAACUUCGAUCACUCGUACAUGGAGGAACACGUGCGAAUAUGUCACUUCCGCAACCACUACGAGCUGACCCGUAAGAACCUGAUGGUAAAAAACCUGAAGCGAUAUAGAAAAACUUUAGAGCGGGAGGCUGGGCGUUUAGAGGCGUCCAAAUGCGACUUUUUCCCCUGUACGUUUGUGCUGCCUAGUGAGUAUCACAUCUUUGUGGAAGAGUUUAAGAGAAGCCCAGGGAGCACCUGGAUCAUGAAGCCUGUGAGUGCAGUAUUGAUAGCAGUGCACUGUGUACGAUACCGACAAACUGAUCAUCUGUAUGUCAUCCAUCAUUAUUAUACUUUCCCCACACAGGUGGCACGAUCACAGGGGAAAGGAAUUUUUCUGUUUCGAAAACUCAAAGAUAUCAUAGACUGGCGGAAGGAUGGGUCGCGCACUGAAGAACAGAAAGAUGAGGCUCAGGUUGAGAACUAUGUCGCUCAGCGCUACAUUGAGAAUCCCUACCUCAUAGCUGGGAGAAAAUUUGACUUGAGAGUCUAUGUUCUUGUCACAUCAUAUAUUCCAUUGAAGGCCUGGCUGUAUCGUGACGGUUUUGCUCGAUUUUCCAACACCAGGUUCUCUCUUAGCAGCAUAGAUGAUCAGUACGUUCACCUAACUAAUGUUGCAGUGCAAAAAACAGCUCCUGACUAUGAUCCCGAGAAGGGUUGUAAGUGGCAGAUGCAGCAGCUACGGCAGUACCUGACCGCUAAGCAUGGUUUCGAGACAGUGCAGCCUCUAUUUAAAGAGAUCGACAACAUAUUUAUUCGCAGCCUGCUUAGCGUUCAGAAGACCAUCAUCAAUGACAAACACUGCUUUGAGUUGUAUGGAUAUGACAUACUACUGGAUCAAGACUUGAAGCCGUGGCUGAUUGAAGUGAACGCUUCACCCUCCCUCACGGCCAGCAGUCAGGAGGACUAUGAGCUAAAAUACAGGCUGCUGGAGGACACCUUGCACAUUGUGGACAUGGAAGGCCGUCUGACAGGCAAGGAGAAGAGGGUUGGUGGAUUUGACCUAAUGUGGAACGAUGGACCUGUCUAUGCGGAUGUCGGACUAGAGACUCUGGGUUGUUCUUGCCUCGUGGCAAAUACGCAUCUCGGCUGUGUGAACGAUCGACAGAAACAGCUUCUACAGCUUUUAAAGCCUUUCCCAGGACAGAAGAGGAUAUGACAACAUGCAAAUGACAUCAAAUUAGUGUGACAAACUAUUCGUGACAAUCACACAAUUGUUAUAAUAUGCACCUAAGGAUUCAGACGAUUGUAAAUAGGAGCAUUUAAAUGCCCAGAAGAUAUGGCAAAGUCACAGAAAAUGUUCAUUCACAACCUGAAAAUGGCACUUCCUGUGUGAGAAUAUUGAAUUUCCACAACAAAAUACGUACUGCAGACAGAGGCUUUUUGAUGUAAUGAAAACUGUUUAUUUUGUAUCUCAUAAAAAUAGCUGCAUUCAACUCUACCAAAAACUCCCAGCAAAAUAAAAGCACAAUCUGACAAUGAUUGGACAAAAGUAGAUUUUUGUGUGUUUUUUUUGCCUGAUAAGGAAACUUGACACAGUACAUAACAUCCAAGAUGAAAUGGUGCUACAUACAGCACAUCAAGUAUGGAAAUGUGGUACCACGUACUGUAUGGCCUCAACCUGUACCAGCUUUCAAGUCAUAUUCAAGUGCCUCGACAAUGCAUUACAGUACAUAUAAAACUACAAAACCACUACCAUCAUUGUUCCUGCAAAAAUAAAAACAUGCUAUAUUUAGAGACAUGAAUUACAAUGUAAUAACCUGAAAGGUUCUCAAUAAGUAAACAAAGAUAACCUCGACCAUGAUAUCUUAACAGUUUACAGCUCGGGUCCUUCUCCAGCAACAAACCACAAAACUACCGAAAGCAAUCCUAAC